UCGACCGAACUUGCCGCCACUACCUCGCUAAUCCUUCCAACCAUUCUUCGUUCUUUCCUUGUCACGGUUCUCUUUGCAAUUUCGGGUUCUCCUUGACUUCCUUCCUCGACUACCCAACUCUCUCAAUCCGGCCACGUCAAUCUCCUCCCCCUGAAACGUCAUCUCUGUGAAACACCGCCCGCCGCCGCCACCGUCAGCGUCUGCUCCUCUCCAUCGAUCCGAUAGAUCGUCUUCUCGCUUGGCGCUCUCCUAUGCCGCUUCAACUCUUGAUGCGGUCAGGAGUUUGUCCCCGUCAUGGCGCAUAAUUGGAAACAACCGUAUCAACCACUCUCCACUAACCACUCCAACUCCCCCGCCUCUCCUUACGGCGGUGGCGACACGCCGAUUGCCUUUCGAACCAAUGUGAACCGGGCCAAGACCAAACGAUGGGUCGAAGCGAAGCAGUACUCCUACGAUGGCAACGACUGGGGGGACGACGAUGAGGAGGAAGAGGAGGACGAUAUCCCUCCCCUGCCCCCACACUCCAACAAUGUAAACCACGCCCAGUCCAGGGACCAGGCCAUCCCCGGACACGACGGUACCGGUCACGGUCGGUCACCCGAGAGACCCGGCGAGACGUCGCCCACGACCCCGAUUGUGCGUCCCGUAGAUAUCUAUAAGCGGAUGCGCGAGGGGCCAGCAGGGUCGGCGGAGAGUCCAUCCGCGGCCGUGGGUCCGUCCGCGACGGGCCCCAGGUCGAGCACCAACCUCUCGCCGGGCCCGGACGCCAGUGGUGACGAUCCCACCCGUCUUCACCCCCAGGAUCCUGCCACAGGGCCGUCCCCAACCCCGCUGCAGAGUCGAACCACACCCAUCCUAGGCCUGCCCGAUGUCAAACGUCUGUCGGGCUUUGGGUCAGAUUUCAUGAGCAAGCCGGCACCCGCCCCGGCUCCGGUCCCCGCCCCCGCCCCCGCCCCCGAAGAAUCGCAGCAGAGCGCGCUGCACCAUAACCCCUCGCUGGGAUUUCGAUCUAUCGUCCAUCAAGCGUUCGAUGUCGAGACCCCAAGCACCGCGGUGGAUAGCAUGACGCGAUCGAACAGCGCCAGCACGUCGGCGAUCAGUCCCAUCAUGCCCCCCCGCGCCACAAGCGACACUCGGACCCCCACCAUCACCGAGGAACCCGGCGAGGGCCUGUCCACACCCACGGAGCCUGUCCCGGGGUUCAAACCGGGCCAUCGUCGGGACCUGAGUGUACCCAGUCCGGGGAACAGUCCGUCGCGGACGCCCAUGAUCACCACCGCGGACACCCCGGCCCAGCCGGCCGCCGCCGAAAUGUCCCCAAGCACCCCGUUCGGCUCGCCUCUGGACCCCGCGGCGCCGCGACACCCCCCGAUUGCCGAGUCGACCUCGUCCCCGCUGGCGGAGAAAGACCGACCGGCGCCGCUCAACAUUGGUAGCAUAGCCACCAACCAGCACAACCCAACUCCGGAAGUACCGAUCAUCGUCCCCAGCAGCAGCACCGAGACCUCGCCCCAGGACGCACGAAACGACCGGCUCCACCAGGAGAUCAUCCAGUCCUUGAGCCGCGAGAACACCCCAUCCGACGACCCGCAGUCGCGGCCACAGACGGGCCGACCGGACAAUCAACCAGACAAUCAGCUGGACAGUCCGCCGGACAGUCUCAUCCCCAGCGAGUAUGAGCGGUACUGGACGGAGGGCCUCCCCACCAGUCCUCAGGACUCGCGGCCGAAUGAGUCGGGCACCGCACCCGUCCCGCCCGUCCCGUCUGGCGCGCCCGAAGAGUCCCGGCCGCGGCUGGCGCGGCGGUUCUCCUGGGAGUCGACGUCAUCUGGUGAGGAGGCCCCUCCGGCAGUGGACUCCCCUCCGGCGGUGGACGCCCUAUCGCCUCCCAUAGGGCCUAUGCCGGGACAGUUUCCUGCGGGCCCGGCAGACGACAGCCCGCCGCCGCCCGCUGCCGCAGCCAUUCCCCCCCCUGCGGAGGCGGAGGAGGAGCGCCCGCCCGUGGAGAAACCCAAGCUCACCAUCAUUCCACCUUCGGCGACGGACACCAGCAGCAUCGGCUUUGAGCGACUGCCGGAAAUGGUCCACCCGCCGCCGGCGGACGUGGGGCCGGUGGACGCGGGCCCGGUGGCGGACGUACCCCCGGCGGUGUUCGCUCCGACCGAAUCCCCUUCGCUCGAGCCGAGUCUACUAGGAUUCCGGGAUAUCCUCAACAUGCCCCGAUCGGAGGAUCGGGUGCAGGCGUUUCACCAAACACGGACGCAGUUCGGGUCGAUCGACACGGGGUUGAACCGGUGGAUCCAGGUGGUGGUGCAGGCGCAUCCGGAGCACCAGGAUGUGGUGGCGCAGUCCCGAAAGCAGUCGACGGGGGAGCCCAAGGUGGUGGUGUCGCGGGGCAAGUUCCCGAAACUGCCGUCGCUGAGCGGGCCCUUCGGCGCGCACGGGGACGGCAGCCCGGGCGGGUCGGGCCACGCGCGACGGCCCUCGGGCCCAAUACUGAACAAGCAGCAGGUGGAGCAACGCGGCAAAGAGUUGCUCCACACGGCAGGGAUGUUGGGAGGACGGGCAGGGCAAACGGCCAAGGGAUUAUUUGCGCGGGGCCGCAGCAAGCUCAAGGGGAAUGGGGCGGAGCAAUAACUCUCUCACUCUCUCCCUCUCUCCCUCUCUCUCUCUUUCUAUAUGUUCUAUCCUAUUUUAUCCUACUUUCUAUUAUGAUUGGCGUUUGUUUCUGUUCUAGGUUCAUGUUGAUACGUUUGGGAAACCAGGGAUCUUGUUCUUGAUACCAGGGCGCUUAGAGAUGUCUCGAUAUAAAUAAAGCGGCAGAGAAUUCCGAGGUUGGCGCUGAUUGGUGCCUGAGGAGCAUUGA
This is a messenger RNA of Aspergillus candidus, 2866 nucleotides long. RefSeq lists its product as uncharacterized. Lineage: Eukaryota; Fungi; Ascomycota; Eurotiomycetes; Eurotiales; Aspergillaceae. The transcript is spliced from 2 exons. The coding region runs from base 295 to 2637 and encodes 780 amino acids. The record is from RefSeq and is a predicted model, not a curated record.